Molecule: messenger RNA, 2289 nt
Organism: Manis javanica (Malayan pangolin)
Lineage: Eukaryota; Metazoa; Chordata; Mammalia; Pholidota; Manidae
Gene: RSRC2
Product: arginine and serine rich coiled-coil 2
Source: RefSeq, a predicted model, not a curated record
ACGCGCCGGGCCUCAACCCCUUUGUGCCAUCCGGGUCUUUCUCGCGGACGAAUCGUCUGUGUCGGUACGGCCGGUACUGUUGAGAGCGACCCGAGGAGUCGCCGCCUUAGCGGCCAAGACUCAGGACUAUGGAGCCCAGAGCAUAUAUGAGGAGAGGCAGACCAUAUUUUGCAGCAGCACUGUGCCAAGGGGCUGUUUUCAUUAAAGAGGGUUAAUGAAAUUAAGAUUGGGUUCUCAGAUAGGCUAGUGAUACAGAACGAGAUGGACUAGCCCCAGAAAAGACAUCCCCAGAUAGAGAUAAGAAAAAAGAGCAGUCAGAUGUAUCCGUUUCUCCUAGAACCUCAAAACAUCACUACUCAAGAUCACGAUCAAGGUCAAGAGAAAGAAAACGAAAGUCAGAAAAUGAAGGAAGAAAACACAGGAGCCGGAGCAGAAGCAAAGAGCGUGCUAAUGCGCGAAGAGACUGAACUGAAGACGCUGCAGACUCAGAUAGCAAAAUAAUAAGCCUACUUCAUGAUAAGAACCAACUUCUUCUUAAAACAGGCAAGAAGACAUGAAUCCAAAGAUAAAUCCUCUAAGAAACACAAGUCUGAGGAACAUAAUGAUAAAGAACAUUCUUCUGAUAAAGGAAGAGAACGAUUAAAUUCAUCUGAAAAUGGUGAGGACAGACACAAACGCAAAGAAAGGAAGUCAUCAAGAGGCAGAAGUCAUUCAAGAUCUAGGUCUCGUGAAAGGCGUCAUCGCAGUAGAAGCAGAGAGAGGAAGAAGUCUCGAUCCAGGAGUAGGGAGCGGAAGAAGUCAAGAUCCAGAAGCAGAGAGAGGAAGAAAUCACGAUCCAGAAGCAGGGAAAGAAAACGUCGGAUCAGAUCUCGUUCCCGCUCAAGAUCAAGACAUAGGCAUAGGAGUAGAAGCAGGAGUAGGACAAGGAGUAGAAGUCGAGAUAGAAAGAAGAGAAUUGAAAAGCCAAGAAGAUUUAGUAGAAGUUUAAGCAGAACUCCUAGUCCACCACCCUUCAGAGGCAGAAACACAGCAAUGGAUGCACAAGAGGCUUUAGCUAGGAGGUUGGAAAGGGCAAAGAAAUUACAAGAACAACGAGAAAAGGAAAUGGUUGAAAAACAAAAACAACAAGAAAUAGCUGCAGCAGCUGCAGCUACAGGAGGUUCUGUGCUCAACGUUGCUGCCCUGUUGGCAUCAGGAACACAAGUAACUCCUCAGAUAGCUAUGGCAGCUCAGAUGGCCGCCCUGCAGGCAAAGGCUUUGGCAGAGACCGGAAUAGCUGUACCUAGUUACUAUAAUCCAGCUGCUGUGAAUCCAAUGAAGUUUGCUGAGCAAGAGAAAAAAAGGAAAAUGCUUUGGCAAGGCAAGAAAGAAGGGGACAAAUCCCAGUCUGCUGAAAUUUGGGAAAAAUUGAAUUUUGGAAACAAGGACCAAAAUGUCAAAUUUAGAAAAUUAAUGGGUAUUAAGAGUGAAGAUGAAGCUGGUUGUAGCUCGGUUGAUGAAGAAAGUUACAAGACUUUGAAGCAACAAGAAGAAGUAUUUAGAAAUCUAGAUGCUCAGUAUGAAAUGGCAAGAUCACAGACCCAUACACAAAGAGGGAUGGGAUUGGGUUUCACAUCAUCAAUGCGAGGAAUGGAUACAGUUUGAGAAAGAUCACACUUAAUGUUCAGGACUUUAAAGACUUCUGGUUCUGAUGUCAGGUCCUUGUUCACCAAACAGCUAGCAUUCUAGCUUGCAUGGGUGUUGCAUUGACUUUAAUUUAUUGAAAAAUACGAUUUUUUUGUAAAUAUCAGAUCAGUGAUACUGGUGUUAGUGUUGUAAUCAGGUUAAACACACUUCCAUUAAACUUGACUGUAGAAGGACAGUAUUUUUUAGUUUAUGAAUUCUACUUUUCAGAUACAUAAAAGCUGCAGGUGGGAUAAAAUCUCAUACAUGGAUUUUUCGUGUCCGCUGUCUUUGUGUACUUUUGUACUUAACCUUGUACAGUUAUUUUCAUCUCUUGAAAACAUGAAUGAAAUGUUAUGUAGAUGUUCUUUAGAAGAUCUGACCAUUUGGUACAUAAUCCAGCAAAAAUAAGCUGGGUGGUGAUGAUAAUAAAAAUGGUUUUCUCAAAACUGGUGUUAAUUUAAGUUAACCUGGAAUUCUUUUUUGUUUUAUGAUUUCUUGUAGCAUUUUGUAAUCGCUAUUAGAAAACACUGGCGAGGAUUUUUUUUCAAAGAACAAUACCUUUGUUCUAAUAUGGUGAGCAAAAAAUGUAAAACUUGGGGAGAGUAAAUAAAUUUAUUGAAGUAA